Molecule: messenger RNA, 825 nt
Organism: Gracilinanus agilis (Agile Gracile Mouse Opossum)
Lineage: Eukaryota; Metazoa; Chordata; Mammalia; Didelphimorphia; Didelphidae
Gene: B9D1
Product: B9 domain containing 1
Exons: 7
Coding region: 16-630 (204 amino acids)
Biological process (GO): cilium assembly
Cellular component (GO): MKS complex
Source: RefSeq, a predicted model, not a curated record
AGCUGUCUGAGAAUCAUGGCUGCAUUCAACCCAACGGUCUUUCUGCUGAUGGUGAACGGACAAGUGGAGAGCGCCCUGUUUCCAGAAUUUGAUGACCUCUACUGCAAGUAUUGUUUUGUUUAUGGCCAAGAUUGGGCACCAACAUCUGGCUUAGAAGAAGGAAUAUCCCAAAUUACUUCUAAAAGCCAAGAUGUACAGCAAACCCUGAUCUGGAACUUCCCUAUUGAUAUCACCUUUAAAAGCACCAAUCCUUAUGGCUGGCCACAAAUAGUGAUAAGUGUGUAUGGACCUGACAUUUUUGGAAAUGAUGUGGUUCGAGGUUAUGGAGCUGUACAUGUGCCUUUAAUUCCUGGCCGACACAAAAGGACCAUUCCUAUGUUUGUACCAGAAUCAACAUCCAGGCUGCAAAAGCUGACAAGCUGGUUUAUGGGACGGCGGCCUGAAUACACAGACCCCAAGUUAGUAGCUCAUGGAGAAGGAAGACAAGUUACGAGGGUUCGCUCCCAGGGCUUUGUUACUCUUUUGUUGAAUGUGGUGACAAAGGACAUGAAGAAAUUAGGCUAUGAUACCAACAGUUUGGACAUGCGCACCUUUUCAGUGGCAGACCUGUCAGAAGGCAUUCUAAAAUAAUUAUGAAAUAUUACUUAUAUCCUUUAAGUUAAAUUGCAUUUACCUUUCAAUAUGUUUGUAGCCUCUUUUAAAUCUAAGCUGCUUAUGUAUGCUAAAUUGACUAUUGUUAUGUUUAUUUACUUAAGUAUCAUUAUAUCCAUGUCACUUUGAAGCAAUAGCAUCUGUAGCCAAAUAUUUUUGUAUAAUAAAUAAUUA